CUCCCUCCCCAGCCUUCCCCGCGAGCGGACGCGGCAGCGCCUCUGUCUCGCUUUUUCUUAUUUUCCCCCCCUUCCCCUUUUUUUUCCUUUUUCUCCCCUUCCCCCCUUUUCACCAUUUCCCCUCGGAGGCGCUUCCCCCGGGCAGGGGCAGAGCCGGUCUCACCCCCCGCCUCUCCCCGGCCCCCGCCGCCCUAUGGCGAGAGGGAACCCCCUCCCCACCCGGGCACUAGCGGCGGCGGUUGGAGGAGUGGGACCGGCGGUGGCCGCGGCAGCCUCAGGUCCGGGGAAGUCAUGGAACUAAUUCGCUGACCCACCGGCCACAGCCGUGCGUCCCGCUCGAUCGCCAGCGCCCGCGCUCCCCCGGCCCGGUUCCCCCUCUUCUCCCUCCUCAGUCGGUCCGGUCCUCGUCCCGCGCGCCCCGCCGACGCGCGCUGAGGAAAAUGGGGUGGUAACGGGCCCCCGGAUGACCCCGCGUCACCACUGUGAGGCCUACAGCUCCGCCGGGGAGGAGGAGGAGGAGGAGGAAGAGGAGGAGAAGAAUGUUUCUCCAUCCCAGAGAGAUGAAGUGAUUCAGUGGCUGGCCAAACUCAAGUACCAAUUCAACCUUUACCCAGAAACAUUUGCUUUGGCUAGCAGUCUUUUGGACAGGUUUUUAGCUACUGUAAAGGCCCACCCAAAAUACUUGAGUUGUAUUGCAAUCAGCUGUUUUUUCCUAGCUGCCAAGACUGUUGAGGAGGAUGAGAGAAUUCCAGUAUUAAAGGUGUUGGCAAGAGACAGUUUCUGUGGAUGUUCUUCAUCUGAAAUUCUGAGGAUGGAGAGAAUUAUUCUGGAUAAGUUGAAUUGGGAUCUUCACACAGCUACGCCAUUGGAUUUUCUUCACAUUUUCCAUGCCAUUGCAGUGUCAGCUAGGCCUCAGUUACUUUUCAGUUUGCCCAAACUGAGCCCAUCUCAACAUUUGGCAGUCCUUACCAAGCAACUCCUUCAUUGUAUGGCCUGCAACCAACUUCUGCAAUUCAAAGGAUCCAUGCUUGCUCUGGCCAUGGUUAGUUUGGAAAUGGAGAAACUUAUUCCUGAUUGGCUUCCUCUUACAAUUGAACUGCUUCAGAAAGCACAGAUGGCUAGCUCCCAGCUGAUCCACUGUCGGGAGCUUGUGGCACAUCACCUUUCUUCUCUGCAGUCUUCCCUGCCUCUAAAUUCCGUUUAUGUCUACCGUCCCCUCAAGCACACCCUGGUGACCUGUGACAAAGGAGUGUUCAGAUUACAUCCCUCCUCUGUCCCAGGCCCAGAUUUAGAUUUCUCCAAGGACAACAGCAAACCAGAAGUGCCAGUCAGAGGUGCAGCAGCCUUCUACCAUCAUCUCCCAGCUGCCAGUGGGUGCAAGCAUACCUCUGCUAAACGCAAAGUAGAGGAAAUGGAAGUGGAUGACUUCUAUGAUGGAAUCAAACGGCUCUAUAAUGAAGAUAAUGCUUCAGAAAGUGUGGGUUCUGUUUGUGGCACUGAUCUGUCAAGGCAAGAGGGACAUGCUUCUCCUUGUCCACCUUUGCAGCCAGUUUCUGUCAUGUAGCUUCAAGUGUUACCUUCAAGUGCAAACUAAGGCAGACUACUCUGGGAAUUAGGAACAUGGAAAACCAGGAAAGGUUCUAUAAAGUUAUAUACCUUAUCAGGCCGAUUUGAAGUGAGCCAGAAAAAAACCCAUUUACUUGGGUAGCAAAUUAUAAUCAACAUUAUUUAAGCAUUUAAAGACCAAAAAAGUUAGAAACUUCAAAAAAGAUCAAAUUUUCUUUUUAAGUUAAAUUUUUUUUAGUAUUUGUCAGUUUCAUUCUUUUCUCUGCUAAGAUGUAAUGGAGAUUGACCCCAUGUCAAAAAUUUAUAUUCAAGUGUUUUAAGUUCCAAAAUUCAUAGCUAGCACACUCUGUCACCAGCAUCCUGAUUUAAUUUUCCUCAUUUUUGCUUGCUUGUUUAUUGAAUACUAAAUGAACUUUAUGCAUGUUGAUCUAUAGCCUGACUUCCACUGAUUAGGAAACCCUCAAAAUUAUUUUUUAGCAAUUUAGUGAAUAAAUUCAUUUCAGUGUGACAGCCAUGUUUGAUCCAUGAUUCAAAUUAAUCCCAAAAGGGUACUUUAAAAUUGCCCCAUAUGAAUGAGAAGUGGUAAUAGAAAAAGGACUGACAUUACCACAUUGAUUUUGUGUUUCUUAUUUCAAUUCCUGGAGUCUGGAAACAAAAUUAUUGUUUUAUUUUUGUUUUUCUUAAGUUGAAGCUUAAAAGUGGCAUGUAAUUAGGAUAUGGUUAGAUUUGUUGAAAGCAUUUUUGAAAUUUAUAUAAAAGAAUUUGUGAUAAAGUUAAUGUAUCCAGGUGCUCACCAAAGAAACAUGUACCAACUAAGAUUUUUUUUUUUUUGGUAACUGAUCAGUUUUCAUUCAUUUGUAAUCAGUAGGAGAGACUGUCUGGAUGUCGGGGCAGCUCUAUGAUUUGGGUCUAUAACAUGUAAUAACUGAAUUCAGUGCCCUAGAUUUAUGUUAAGCUAUUAGGAUUUUCUUGAUGGAAGUUAUUCACCCUCCCUGUAUUUCUCUUAAUGACUUUUGGAUCCUCAGCUCCCUGUUCAGUCUGAAGAAGGUAUUGCAGUCAGAACCAUGUGCUGAUGAUAAAAAGCCUCUGGUAGCAAUAAAAGUUGUCCUUAACCUUUG
Molecule: messenger RNA, 2684 nt
Organism: Puma concolor (puma)
Lineage: Eukaryota; Metazoa; Chordata; Mammalia; Carnivora; Felidae
Gene: CCNI
Product: cyclin I
Source: RefSeq, a predicted model, not a curated record